Molecule: messenger RNA, 3822 nt
Organism: Diachasmimorpha longicaudata
Lineage: Eukaryota; Metazoa; Arthropoda; Insecta; Hymenoptera; Braconidae
Gene: Wnt10
Product: protein Wnt-10a
Exons: 4
Coding region: 1774-2958 (394 amino acids)
Biological process (GO): cell fate commitment; canonical Wnt signaling pathway; multicellular organism development
Cellular component (GO): extracellular region
Molecular function (GO): cytokine activity; frizzled binding
Source: RefSeq, a predicted model, not a curated record
UAAAAGCAAAUUUCUGCCAAAAUAAACAAUAUAAACUGGUCAAUUUUAAUUCUCCAAAAAAUUCAGGAAAACGAGUGUUACGUUUUUACAUUAUUUUUUUUGCAAAAAAUUAUUGUUUUUCCAAUGGAAUAGUUGGAUGAACAUCUCGUCUAUGCCCCGUAACCGAUGAUACGUCCAGUGAAUACUGGAAAGAUCGCUCGGAGGUGGAGUAAGAGAGCAAAUAAAAGAGGAUAGAGAAUGGAGGGACCCUAAUGGUGGUGGUGGUGAAGCGACGAAUAGUGUUGACGAGAGAAGGGGGGAUAAAGAUUUAGUUCCUUGUUGCUCCUCAGCUGUGUAUCUCUCCUUUCUCUCCCCCUGUAGGGAAGGUGUAUUUCCCCCCCUUUUUCAAAUGUGGUGAACGCCAACACUGGUGCGCGCACCGAGGGUUCCAUCAUAGACAGAGCGAUUCUGCCUGACAGCUCGGGCCCAAACACCAAAGUGAAUUCCUCAUUUUCAUUCUAACCGUACACUACAACCCCCACGCAAUUAUCCAUCCAUCUAUUGGAUAUUACAAUUAAAUAAAGUGUCAAUAGUUGACACAAAACCGAUACACAAGAGAGUCUCCAUAAUAAAAUAAUUCAUUAGUUGAUUAAAUCAUGAGAAUUUCAACGAGCAAUUGAUCUAAUUGACAUAUUUCGUAGUACGAGAGAGCGAAAUUGUUAAAAAAAAAAAUUAUAAUAACAAUAAUAAUAAGGAGUGAGGGGGAGGGGAAUGAGAAAGAGAAGAAGGAGGUGGAGGAGGGAAGGAACGAGAGAGGAAGAAAAAAUAAGGCGUUAAGGUGGAGAGAAAGUGGUGGUGGUGGUGGUGGUGGUGUUACGAGUGCUGAGGUUUUUGGUGGUGUGAGGUGAGGAAAGGUAGAACGCUGGGGAAAAACGGGGUACAUUUUGGUUAAAGAGAGGAGGUACGUUCAUUCCGUCGUAGUCAAGUCUCGCUGUUUUUUUCCCUUUUUUUUUUGAAAAAAAAAUAUAUAUAUAUAUUUUUCUUGACACUUGAGGUGAGACACCGGAAGUUGCGUGUGUCAAGUCCUCAUAGCACGAGAUAAAAUUACUGUGAAGAGAUAAAUAACUGAGUGAAGUGUCAGUUUUGUGGCCAGUGGAGAGUAAAAAUCGAGUGAAUUAAUUUUUUAAUGAAGUGAAGAGGAUUUUUUUUUUUUAUCGCACUGUGACAAUAAUUAGUGUGAUAAUAAUGAGUGAAGAAAAUGGCUUUUCAUCUCGUCACAAUAAUUAAAUAAUUUUGACGCGAGAAUUGUCGUGUGACGGGGGGUUCCCUUGGGGGGCAGGGGGUGGUGAGAAAAAAGGGAUUAUUAUUUUUAAUUCGGAAAAAGCUCUCGUUUGUUGGAUGAAACCGGUGCUUCGGUAGAUGCAGAUUGCACCGUGGGCCGUCUCUCGAAGCCCGUUGACGUACGUCAAAGCAGAAGCGCCGGUGCCGGAGGGCGAGUAGUCCUCGACGCGUGCCGCGCCGCUGAUCAGAGAGAACCGCCGUCUACUCUGUAACGUCGUCAGCACGUCCCUACAGUGGUUAGAAAAGCUCUGAAAGGACCCUACAGACACACAACGCGCGAUUGUUUUUCCCCAGGACUCGAGUGAAUUCACUGGGGGUUUUUAAAAAAAAAAAAUUUUUUUUUUCGUUUGACUUACGGUGAGGGGUAAAAAUUUGUGGGGGUGUGAAAUUUACGGGGGUUAUUUGUGAGAAAAUUGGCCGGAUUGACGAGAGGACCGGAGAGGCAAUGACAGGAUGCCUCCGAGUCGUACGUUUGUCCCGAAAAAAUCGAGGAUCAGCUUCAAUCGAUUGGCAACUGCCGUUCUGCUGCUCGUGGUUUUUGUCGAACGAAGACGUGCAUCAAGCCUGAUGAGUAAUUCAGUGGACGAUUGGGUGAGUGGUAGUGCAGUUAUAUGCAAUGGUAUACCAGGUCUUACCAAAGAACAGAGGGAUUUGUGUUACGUUAGUCCAGACGUUACAGUUGCUGCACUCAAGGGCCUACAAAUGGCUAUUGGUGAGUGUCAGCAUCAGUUUACCUGGCACAGAUGGAAUUGUUCAUCCCUCACUGCCAGCAGUAGAACACAGAAAAGUAGUGUUUUGCUACAACGAGGAUACAGAGAGACGGCAUUUGCUUAUGCAAUAUCAUCAGCUGGUGUUGCCCAUUCGGUGGCAAGAGCUUGCAGUAUGGGACGUCUCAUAUCCUGCGGUUGUGAUCCAUCAAGUUAUACGGGAAGAACACCAGCUAAAGCACGUGGUACACAUUGGAAAUGGGGUGGUUGCUCUCACAAUCUCGAAUAUGGAAUGGAAUUUUCCCGACAAUUUUUGGAUUCACGGGAGAAAGCCGGCGAUAUACAGUCCACCGUUAAUCUCCACAAUAAUCAAGCUGGACGUUUGGCACUAGCAAAUAAUAUGCAAAUUCGUUGCAAAUGUCAUGGAAUGUCCGGCUCAUGUGAAUUAAAAACUUGUUGGAAAGUUGCACCCGAUUUUCGACAAGUUGGAAAAACCCUGAAGGAACGAUUUCGGGGUGCUAUACUCGUUGCCCAAAGUAAUCUAGGAAGUGUAACACCAUUAACAAGGAUACGUGGAUCACGACGACGACGUCCUGAUCGCCGGGGACAGAAAAAAUUUCGUCCUGGGCGUGAUAACAACAGUGGUAGUAAAAAGAAAAAAAGUCAGGGUUUAGUUAAACAACUUUUCUACUAUCAGAAAUCACCAAAUUUUUGCGAGAGGGAUCCUUAUCAGGAUAUACCUGGUACAGCUGGACGCAGGUGCAACAGAACAAGUCCAGGGGGUGAUGGAUGUGCAUCAUUGUGCUGUGGACGUGGUUACAAUGUCGUUAGACAGAGGAGAAUUGAGAGAUGCAGAUGCAAAUUUCACUGGUGUUGCGUUGUACAGUGUCAAAAUUGCACAGUCGAAGAAUGGAUAACUGUAUGCAAGUGAAUUAUUUAUUGUCAGCACCGAGAGAACGAGAGAGAUAUUAAUAAUAUACAGGAUUAAUUUUAAUUACUGUAAAUUGUCAUUUCACUACAUUCCGUUUGGAAUUAUUUCCUUUGGACUCAAAUGUAAAAAUGUAUUUUAUUAGAUUAAUCAAUUUUUCAUCCCUCCAUAUUUUCUCACUGUACCGAACAACAAUUAUUUCAUUUAUUUUUUUUUUCAUUAUUGUGGGAGAUACUUGUUGUAUUGAUUCGAAAAGUCGAUUCUUUUUUUUUCAUUGAUGAAUCUCCCAGUGACUAAUUUAUUGAUUCAUAAUUGUGUAAAGAACAAAUACUUCAUCGAUAUUCACCAGUUAUUAUCGUGAAUGAUAAACGUUAAUCAUUGAUAAUCGUCUGCAUAAAAAUCGCAUGGCUUUAAUAUUCUGUAUGUGUAACGAAUUAUUCACAAUUAUGAAAACACGAACUAGUAAUUGAAUCGUGGUAUUUUAAUUUAUUUUCUAGUUUUACGUGUAACACUGUAACUUAUAUUAUUUAAUUAUUAUUGUAUUAAUUUAAAGAAAAAUUUUUUCAAGAAACAAACUCUCAACUGUAACACCUCUAUCACAGUAUUAUUAGCAGAGUUAAUGUAAAGAAAUCUGAUCAUCGAGAAAAGGAGAAAUGAAAAAUAAACAAUAAAAAAAUCAAAUUCAAUAAAAAAAACAAUGAUUUUAAAUUAUUACUCCCUCUCCCCCUCCUGCCCUACGACAUGAGAACUGUUCUAAUCACUUUUUUCAUGUGUGAAAGAAUUUCUUGAAUAAUUUAAGAAUUUAAUUUCUCUAUCGCGAAUUUCCACGAACAAAAUUCACAUUUUUUAAAAAUAUCUUUUCCCGGG